AUGGCGGUCAUGGUUGGCGACCGACGAGCCGUCAAGAAGUUUAUCAAUGGGAGCGGUGAUCUUGAUGAGAAAGAUGACGACGGGGCAACGGCGUUGUUCCAUGCAGCCUUUUGGACCCACGUGGAGAUUGCGAAGGACCUGAUCUCCGCCGGAGCCAACCUGUACGCCAAGAGAAACGAUGGGUUCACCGCUCUCCACGUGGCUGCUAAGAACAAUCAACCUCGCAUUACCGAAGUUUUGGUCGACGCAAUGGACGAUGUGGACUUACAGGAGGAGUUCGGCGACACCGCUCUUCAUUGCGCAUACCGCAGUAAAGCUACCGAGUGCAUCGAGAUACUUCUCGCAGGGGGCGCCAGCUCGGAGGUUCUCAAUCAUAUGGGGCAAACCCCUAGGCAGUGCGAGGGGACAGGGGUGGACAGGCAACCCGACGGGGAAAACUUUGACGAUGACGAUGAUGACGACGGUCCUCGUGGAUCGGGGGCAGUUUCAGAAGCCCCAAGCGCUGGUGAUGAAAGCACGGUUGUGGGCGAUCCCGGAGUUCAAGACCGAGACGCUGGGUUUUCCUCCGGAAAGAGUCCAAACAGGCCGCACGACGAAAGAUCCGCGGCCGCGAGUAGCAGUCCGAGGACGAGUCGCAACCGUUCCGGUGCGCACGCGGGCGACACUGGGCGGGCAAAGGAGAAUGUGGAUGCAGCGUCUACGAGGGCCCACUUUCGCGCCGCGUACCGGCCAACCAUCAGGGGUGGGGGAAAGUGGCACCCGAUGACAGCGUACCUUUUCGAGCCUUCGGCACACAGCGCGGUACGCAACGCGCACCAAGCUCGCAUCGACGGUGACCAGCACCACCCCUUCGUGGAUUCAGACAACGGCAACGCCGUCGAGGAUUGCGACAAGACCAUCCCUCCGGGCACCCAAGUUGUGGUCCGACCUAGAUUCCCGCGGACCUGCUGCGUUAGCCCUGUGAACUCCACGGUGGUGUGGAUGAAGGACGUCCACGCCGUCCCUUUCGAGGUGCGCCCGCCGGCGUCUACCAGCAGCGGUACCAUCUCCGGCUACGUGGACUUCUACAUCGGGGCGGUGCUGAUAGGCCAGGCCCACGUCGAAAUGUCCGUAGUGAAGCCGAACGACAGCAGCGGCGCCGCGGACAAGCCUGAUGUUCUUGGCCCAGUCGCGAAGGCGUUCGACACGAUGUACGUCUGCUUCGCUGCGGCCGACAAGCCGCUGCUGAUACCAUCCCUAGAAUGGUUCAACCGCUUGGGAAUCUUUAACAUCGUUUGGCGGCCAGAAGAUGGAAACGAGAAGGAUACGAAACGCCUAAUACGAGAAUCGUCCAUCUUCCAGAUAUGCUGGUCGAUGUCUGCGAAGGAGAGUGACCGCGUCCGGCACGAGGUCAAAUACGCGAGCUCACUGGCCAAGGCCGGAUCGUUGGCCGUCCGAGGCAUCUACUGGGACUCCACCAUGGAUGUGACUUCCAUACAAACGGCGCACGGGCUGAUGUUUCCCGUCCGGAUGCACAACUCGUUCCUGCUGGAGGAAGCCUGUGCUUUUCUCCUAGACCGGGCGGCGGACACGGCGUCUUCGACACCGGAAACCGCCACGGGGGCUCUGGCUGGCGGAGGGCAAAGCGCACGGGUGGAGGAUGACGGAGACCACAAUGAUGGUGCAGUGGCGGUGCCCAACGUGGAGAAGCUGAACACGGCGGCGGUCCAGCAUACGCGCGGGCACGUUUCCAGGCUGCGUGAUAUGGUCGGUGGCGCAAAUGAGGUGGAUUGUCCACGUCUGGCGUGGAUCUACCCGGACGAUAGCGGCAAGCCACGCAGCGUCGACAUCACGACAGACGAGUGGCUAAAGAAGCCGAUAAGACUGGUCUUUUUGUGCCCGAUUUCCAUGAAGCCUGGCUGGUGUGGCCAGGAUGGCAGGGGGUACAAGAUAAGUUUGCCUCGCGGGUGGGGCUCCAAGAUCGGCAUGGCCCUGAAGAUCGGGGUGGUGGUUGUAGCGGCCGCAUCCGACGCGGAUGAAGUUGCCGGUCUACCCCUGCCACCGGUAUCAGCCGUUUCCUCGUGGGGGGAGGAUGGUGAAGGAGGAAAAUCCUUGACCCAAAUGCAGGGGGACCUGGUAAACGCGGCCUUCGACGGACUCGCCGGCGCCGUGCCCGACAAGUGGAAUGACCUCAUCGACUCGACCUUCAUGGACGCCGAAACCGAGACAUCAGCCCGUCCCGCAACGGCGCAGCUGUGCAAAGAAGUGAAACAGUCGUACAAGAACCUGAGCUCCUUGCUUCAUCAGAAAUACGACAAAGUUUGCAAGGUUAAGAUUUAUACGGGGACUGGUGGAUCUUCCUGUGAAUGCUUAAAAGUCUAG
Messenger RNA from Ectocarpus siliculosus, 2361 nucleotides. Lineage: Eukaryota; Phaeophyceae; Ectocarpales; Ectocarpaceae. The record is from the annotation of a GenBank genome assembly.